AUGAACGGGCCUGCGCCGAAGCUGGACUUGGGCCCUAAGCGGUCUCUGGGGGCCACAGGGUUCGACGAGGAUCCGCGCGGGGACUCUGCGCGGCGACGAACCGGAUUCUCGGGAUUUUCGGACGCGCCGGAGACUGCCAAGCCGUCGAACUUUUCCUCGGCGCCGCCCGAGCCGACGGGAUUCUCGGACCGCGCCCCGAACUUCAGCGCCUACCCGCGUGCAGCCGCGGAGGCGACCGGCCAGGUCGCCUUGCCCGGCGCCUUGCCCGUCCCGCUUGCCGCCGGAUUUCCAGGCGGGGAAGUCCCGGAGGGAAUCAACCCGUACACUGGGGCGCCCUACUCCCAGCGGUACUACAAGAUUCUGGAGGGCCGGAAGAAGCUGCCUUCCUGGAACGCGAAGAAGAACUUCCUCAAACUCGUCAAGCGCAACCGCACGGUCAUUCUGGUCGGAGAAACGGGAAGUGGAAAGACCACGCAAAUGACGCAGUUCCUCAUCGAGGCAGGCCUCCACCAAGGCAAGUGCGUUGCAUGCACGCAACCCCGGCGAGUGGCUGCGAUGAGUGUCGCCCAGCGUGUGGCGGACGAAAUGGACGUCGAACUCGGAAAGGAGGUGGGAUACACGAUUCGCUUUGAAGACAAGAGUUCGCCGAUGACGAUUCUGAAGUACAUGACGGACGGUAUGUUGUUGCGGGAGGCUAUGGCAGAUCCGCUGCUGGAGCGUUACAGCGUGGUGGUCCUCGACGAGGCCCACGAGCGGACCCUGGCGACAGACGUUCUGUUUGGCCUCUUGAAGGAGGUGUGCAAGAACCGCCCGACUUUAAAGAUGGUGGUCAUGAGUGCGACGCUGGACGCGCGCAAGUUCCAGCAGUACUUUGAUGACGCGCCGAUUCUGAACGUACCGGGGCGCAUGCACCCCGUGGAGAUUUUCUACACGCCGCAGCCGGAGAAGGACUACUUGGAGGCGUGCAUUCGGACGGCGAUCCAGAUCCACAUUUCGGAGCCGCCGGGCGACAUGCUCAUCUUCCUCACCGGCGAGGAAGAAAUCGAGCAGACGAAGCGCGAACUGGAGAAGCUUGCGCAGCGCCACUCCGAGUGCGGCGAGCUCAUGGUUGUCCCGCUCUACUCUUCGUUGCCGCCCUCGAUGCAGCAGCGGAUCUUCGAGCCUGCGCCGGGGCCCAAGUACGAAGGCGGGAAGCCCGGGCGGAAGUGCGUCGUCAGCACCAACAUCGCCGAGACGUCCAUCACCAUCGACGGCAUCGUGUACGUGAUCGACCCUGGAUUCUCGAAGCAGAAAGUGUACAAUCCGCGCGCUCGCGUGGAGUCGCUCCUCGUCUCGCCCAUCUCGAAGGCCAGCGCGCAGCAACGCGCAGGAAGAGCUGGACGCACGCGACCGGGGAAAUGCUUCCGGCUGUACACCGAGAAGGCCUUCGAACAAGAGCUCGUCGACCAGACCUACCCGGAAAUCCUCCGCAGCAACCUCGGGAGCGUCGUCAUUACUCUGAAGAAGCUCGGAAUCGACGACCUCGUCCACUUCGAUUUCAUGGACCCGCCCGCCCCGGAAACACUCAUGCGGGCUCUCGAGCAGCUGAACUACCUGGGAGCGUUGGACGACGAGGGCGAGUUGUCACAGGAAGGCGAGUCGAUGGCGGAGUUCCCCCUGGACCCGCAGCUCGCGAAGGCGCUGGUGGAUAGCGCAAAGUUCGAGUGCAGCAAAGAGAUGCUGUCGAUUGCGGCGAUGCUUUCGGUGCCCUUGACGUUUCUCCGGCCGAAGGAGCGGAGUCGGGAGGCAGACGCCGCGAAGGCGCGUUUCUCGCACCUGGACGGCGAUCACCUGACCCUGUUGAAUGUGUUUCACGCGUACGUCCAGCACGGCGGGGGCAGUCCCGACCUCGAGCGGCAGUUUUGCUUCGACAACUUUUUGAAUCCGCGGUCGCUGGCGUCCGCGAAGAACGUCAGGACGCAGCUCCAGAGGACGAUGGAGCGGCUGUCGAUUCCCCUGAACAGCACGCCGUACACGAGCAAGGAGUACUACACGAACAUCCGGAAGGCCUUAGUGGCGGGGUACUUUAUGCAGGUCGCGCAUCUGCAGCGGUCGGGGCACUACUUGACCGUGAAAGACAACCAGACGGUCGCGUUGCACCCUUCGACGGUGCUCGACCACAAACCGGAGUGGGUGAUUUACCACGAGUACGUGCUGACCAGCAAGAACUUCAUCCGGACCAUCACGCAAGUCCGCGGCGACUGGCUUCUCGAGCAGGCCCCGCACUUCUACAACCCCGACGACUUCCCCGAGUGCGACGCGAAGAAGGUGCUAAAAAAGAUGAUCGAGCGACAAAAGAAAGAGAAGGAAGCGAAGGCGAGCGCAAACGGAAGCGCCGCGAAAGACGCGAAAAGCACAGGCGCCCCCGCGGCAGCGUGA
Molecule: messenger RNA, 2418 nt
Organism: Neospora caninum
Lineage: Eukaryota; Apicomplexa; Conoidasida; Eucoccidiorida; Sarcocystidae
Exons: 3
Coding region: 1-2418 (805 amino acids)
Cellular component (GO): intracellular anatomical structure
Molecular function (GO): RNA helicase activity; ATP hydrolysis activity; ATP binding
Source: RefSeq, a predicted model, not a curated record